AUGCAACACCAGCGCGCAUUGCCAGGCCCAGAGUGGCCGCCGGGCACCGUCUCCGCCGCCACGCUACCACUGCCCGCCGCAUGUGGCAAGCACACCGCGCUGCGCUGCCAUGUCGCUGGAGAGGUGGUGGCUGCCUCGUCAAAGUCCAAGCGGCUGCUCUUCUUCUCGGUCCGCGAGGCACCCGACGAGAACGGCGGUGGCGGCGGCGUCAACGGCGGCGGCGGUGGCGGUGGCGGCGAGAGUUACGGCACGAGCGGUGACGCGAAUGGCGGUGCGGCGGCGCCCGUACCUUGGAUGUGCCUCGCAAAGGCCGCGGACGGCUUCCUGUCGGCCGAGCAGAUUGCGGAGCUGGCUGCGCGGCUGCAGCGCGGCACCACCAUCUGCCUGCUCGCCUACCCCGAGCUGGCGGCGGCGGCGGGAGGAGAGGCGGCGACCGCCGUAGCCGGCGAUGCAGCCGUGGCGCGAAGGGCUUCCGACGGCCGCGAGAUCUGGCGAGGCCGGUUGCACGUCGUCUCUUACUACGUCGGGAAGGCGCACGGGGCCGUGCUGCAAGAGCCUCUCUCCUCCGCCUGCUCUCUACUGCCGCCGCCCGCAGCAGCUCCGGGCUGCGGCGCAGGCGAGGAGAGAGGCGGGGGAGGAGGCGACAACGGCGGCGAUAGUGGCGGCGGUGGCGACGGCGGAGGUGGCGGAGGCGGCGGAGGCGGCGGCGGCGAGGGCGGCCGCCGUGCGCAGAAGAAGCUGACGGGCGAGGGCCCGGCCCGCGUGCGGCCAAAGAACGGCGCGCGACACCAG
This is a messenger RNA of Emiliania huxleyi CCMP1516, 792 nucleotides long. RefSeq lists its product as hypothetical. The record is from RefSeq and is a predicted model, not a curated record. NCBI's taxonomy places the organism in Eukaryota, Haptophyta, Isochrysidales, Noelaerhabdaceae. The annotation marks the transcript as partial. The transcript is spliced from 2 exons.